Molecule: messenger RNA, 3250 nt
Organism: Petromyzon marinus (sea lamprey)
Lineage: Eukaryota; Metazoa; Chordata; Hyperoartia; Petromyzontiformes; Petromyzontidae
Source: RefSeq, a predicted model, not a curated record
GUGACGUCACCGCGGCAAGGUUCUCCCCCCCACCACCACCACCCCUCCCCCUCGUGUAACGGGGGCCGCAAGGGGACAAAGAGGAGAGAAACGCGUUUCGCCCUGCGGGUCGCUGUCCAAGUUGCACACCGGACUUGCUGCUGAAGGUGGCUGCGCGCACGUGGUGGGAAAGCGAAGGGCGCGAGACGCGGGAUCGUCCUGCCGACAGUGAGGAAGGCACUUUGGAAUCACCUCUCCCGUCGUCGUGAUCCUCAUCAUCAUCGUCGUCGUCUUCAGCUUUUUUUCUCCCCAAGCUCUUGGAACAACAACAACAACAACAGCCUCGCUUAAUUCCAAAAAACGUGUCGCACUUUGUAGGUUAUUACAACUUCGGUGAGCGCCGUUUGUUGCUGGCCACUCGGCACACCGCGCGAUUCGAAGAGGACGGGACCACUUUCGAACGCUUUUCUUCAUAAAAUUCCCGGAGGAGAUUCCACAUUGCCGUGCCGGGGACCGUGCAUCGCCGCUGCCGGUGGUGACCCGCGGACUCGGCUCCAAAAAGCAAACGACAAAUCAACUCCUCCUCCUCCUCGUCAUCUCCUCUUCCUCAUAUUUACCAAAACCUGAACGGAGAAGACCGGACGGAGCCUCGCACAUAAGCAACCGAACCAAUCCAGCACCUCCGUCUCCACAUCCUCCUCCUCCUCCGUCUCCACAUCCUCCUCCGUCUCCACAUCCUCCUCCUCCUCCGUCUCCACAUCCUCCUCGCUCCGCUGUGUAAACGUCCACGCGGCGGAGGCCCGAACACCUCCUCCUCCUCCUCCUUUCAAUCGAUAACAUUUAUUUUUUGUUGUUGCUCAAAUCAAACGAAAUCGGAUCAGCACGCGACUGUCGCCAGUGGAACCGACGUCCUCCACCGCCACUACCUCCUCCUCCUCCUCGUCCUCCUCCUCAUCCUCCUCCACCGCCUCCUCCUCCUACUCGCCCUCCCUCCCUGCCGCUGCCGCGAGCCAUGAAGCUCCAGUACAGCGUGCCGUCGGCCUUCCUGCUGCCCUUCCAGCUGCUGACGGCCGUCUACACGGCCGUCGCCUUCCUGCCCUGGUACCUGCUGACGGGCGCCCGCGAGCGCCUGGCCAGGGCCCGGCGGACGAAGGCCGCGGCGGCGAGCGGCGACCCCGCGGGGCCGUGGCGCGCCAUCGGGCGCGAGGGCGGGCUGUCGAGCGCCGGCUUCGACGACGCCGCCACCCUGGACCGCUUCUUCCUGCGCGGCGUGAGGGGUCACGCUGAGCGCGACUGCCUGGGCACGCGCCAGGUGCUCAGCGAGGAGGACGAGCGGCAGCCCAACGGACGCGUCUUCAAGAAGGUGAUUCUGGGUGACUACCGCUGGAUGUCGUUCCGUGAGCUGGACACGCGUGCCGAGAACUUUGGCCGGGGCCUGGUGGCGCUGGGCCACGAGGCCCGGCGCCCCGUGGCGCUCUUCUGCGAGACGCGGGCCGAGUGGAUGCUCGUCGCACAGGCCUGCUUCAAGUACAACUUCCCCGUUGUGACGCUCUACUCCACGCUGGGCACGGACGCCGUGGUUCACGGUCUCAACGAGUCGGAGGUCACCAUGGUGAUCACCAGCUGUGAGCUGCUGGGGAAAACUCUCAAGGGGGUGCUGUCCCGCAUGCCACGUGUCACCCACAUCGUCCACGUGGACGCCCGCCCCCCCGCGCGGAGGGGAGGGGCGGGGGGGGCCCCCCCGUCGUCGCCCGGGGCCUGGGACCCCACCCCACCCCCUGGGGUGUCGCUGCUCAGCCUGGAGCACGUGGAGCAGCUGGGGGAGCAGAACCCACGGAUGGCGGAGCGACGGUGCCCGCCCAUGCCCUCUGACCUCGCCGUGGUGAUGUACACGAGCGGCUCCACGGGGAUGCCCAAGGGAGUGAUGAUGUCACACGCCAACCUCAUCGCUGGCAUGUCCGGGCAGUGCGAGAAGAUCCCCGACCUGGGGCCGGACGACAUCUACAUCGGAUACCUGCCGCUGGCACAUGUCCUGGAGCUGAGCGCGGAACUCUCUUGCCUCUGCUACGGCUGCCCCAUUGGAUACUCCUCCCCGCUCACGCUGUCCGACCAGUCGAGCAAGAUUAAGAAGGGAAGCAAGGGCGAUGUCAGUGUCCUGAGACCCACACUCAUGGCAGCUGUCCCGGAGAUCCUGGACCGCAUCCACAAGUCGGUGCUGGCACGUGUGCAGGGCAUGAGCGCACCCCAGCGGGCCCUCUUCAAACUCGCGUACAACUACAAGCUGGACCAGGUCAGCAAGGGCUACGACGCCCCCCUCUGCAACUGGCUGGUGUUCCGCAAGGUUCGCGCGACGCUGGGGGGCCGCGUGCGGCUGAUGCUGUCGGGGGGCGCUCCGCUCUCCCCCCAGACGCAGCGCUUCAUGAACGUGUGCUUCUGCUGCUCGGUCGGGCAGGGCUACGGCCUCACUGAGACGUGCGGCGCCGGCACCAUCUCCGAGGUGUGUGAUUUCAGUACGUGCCGUGUGGGAGCGCCACUCAGCUGCUGUGAGAUCAAACUCAGAGACUGGGAAGAGGGAGGGUACCGUGUGACCGACCGGCCAUACCCGCGGGGAGAGAUCCUGGUGGGAGGAGGCAACGUUGCCGUGGGUUACUACCGGGACGAGCGCCGCACCGCCGAAGACUUCUUCACCGAGCCGGCGAGCGGCCAGCGCUGGUUCUGCACCGGCGACAUCGGUCAGAUGCACCCAGACGGGUGCCUGCAGGUCAUCGACCGCAAGAAGGACCUGGUGAAGCUACAGGCAGGCGAGUACGUGGCGCUGGGCAAGGUGGAGUCGGCGCUGAAGAACUGUCCCCUGGUGGACAACAUCUGUGCCUACGCCAAUAGCGAGCAGGCGUACGUCAUCGGCCUGGUGGUGCCCAACCGCGUGCGCCUGACGCAGCUGGCGGGCCGGAAGGGCGUGUGUGGCUCCUGGGAGGAGGUGUGCAACAGCCCCCUGCUGGAGGCCGAGGUCCUGCAGGAAAUCCGCGACAUGGCCGUCAAAGUGAACCUGGAGCGCUUUGAAGUCCCGCGCAAGGUCCGUCUGAGUGCCGAGGCGUGGACGCCCGAGACCGGGCUGGUGACGGACGCCUUCAAGCUGAAGCGCGUGGCACUUCGCACGCACUACCAGCACGACAUCGAGCGCAUGUACGCCGCCAAGUGAUGCACGCGCAGACACGUGUACACGCGCGGACACGUGUACACGCGCAGACACGUGUACACGCGCAGACACGUG